Molecule: messenger RNA, 2814 nt
Organism: Pyrgilauda ruficollis (rufous-necked snowfinch)
Lineage: Eukaryota; Metazoa; Chordata; Aves; Passeriformes; Passeridae
Product: antigen peptide transporter 2-like
Exons: 12
Coding region: 134-2308 (724 amino acids)
Biological process (GO): transmembrane transport; antigen processing and presentation of endogenous peptide antigen via MHC class I
Cellular component (GO): endoplasmic reticulum membrane; TAP complex
Molecular function (GO): ABC-type peptide transporter activity; MHC protein binding; ATP binding
Source: RefSeq, a predicted model, not a curated record
GGCCUCGAAAGCGAAACCCUAACGGACCCUAUUGGGAGCUACUGGGGAGCUGAACUGGGAGCGCUGGUGUGGACUGGCUGUUGAUCCUUCCCCGGGAGCCACAGAGGGAGCACUGGUCUGCACUGGUCCCGCCAUGGCGCUGCCACCCGCUGGUCUCCUGCCCGGUGUUCUGCUGGCGGCCGAUGCCCUGGCACUGGUGUUACUGGCGCCGCUGGUGCCGGUGCUGGCGCCGCUGGGCGUGACGGGCGUGUGGCUCGAGGCCGCCCUGCGCCUGCCCGUCCUGGCCGUGGCCACGUGGCUGCUGGCCCCUCGCCAUCCCUGUGGAGCCACCGCGGCCGCCAUCACCAUCGCCGCCACCCCCGCGGUCUUCGGAACAUUCCGGCAUUUCCUGGGGCCGUCUGGGGAUGGGCCGUGGCUGCUGGUGACCGCGGCACCCGCCUGGCUCGGGGUGACCCACGCUGCUGCCGCACUGGCCCUGCUGGCCUGGGCCGCGCCCCCGGCGCCCGGCGCCGUCCCUGAGACCCCCGGCGGUGUUCCCAAAGCUCCUGGCAGCGUCCGGCGCGCUCUGGCACUGACCUGGGAGGAGCGGAACGUCCUUGGAGCUGCUGUCCUCUGCCUCGUGCUGGCUGUCGUUGGGGAGAUGGCAGGACCGUAUGUCACCGGGAAAGUGCUGGAUGCCAUUGGGAGUGGGGAUGGAGUCACCGCUGGAGCUGUCGGGAUGGUGGCGGCUGCCGGAGCCACAAGUGUGCUGUUUUCCGGGUGCCGGGGGUCUCUCUUCCUGCUGUUGAUGGCACGUCUCCGUCAGAACCUGAGCCUCCGGCUCUUUUCCCACCUGGUUCACCAAGACCUGGACUUUUUCCAGGGAACGCCGGCAGCUGAGCUCUUGGCUCAGUUUUCCAUGGAAGUGCCACGGGUGUGCAAGUCAGCACCGACUGGAGCCAACCACCUGCUCCGAAGCCUGGUGAUGGCCCUGGUGGUGGGGGCAUUCAUGGUGGGGCUGGCACCGGGGCUGGCACUGCUGGCACUGCUGGAGGUGCCCCUUGGAAUUGCCACCCAUCGCAUCCAGAGCGCCCGAAAACAGGCACUUCAGCGAUCCAUGCUGGAAGCAUCCGCCCGGACAGCCUCGGGGGUGCAGGAAUCUGUUGCCGCCAUCGAGACAAUCCGAACCUUUUCGGCGGAGGAGGAGGAGGAGGAGCAGCACAGACAGAACCUGGCCAAGGAGCUGAGGCUGAAGGAGCAGAUGGAGCUGGAGCUGGCAUUCUUCACCCUUGUCCACAGGGUGAUCAAACUGGCCAUCCAGGUCGUGGUGCUCUUCCGGAGCCACCAGCAGCUCCGUGACGGAUACAUCACUCCUGGGAUCCUUGUCACCUUCCUGCUGUACCAGGAGAGAGUUGGUGGCCAUGUCCAGGUGCUGCUCUACGGCUUCAAUGAAUUCCUGACCAAUGCAGCUGCUGGACAGAAGAUCUGGGAAUACCUGGAUCGGCAACCUGCAGGGAAUGUCGGGGGGACACGGGAGCCCCCCGAGCUUCAGGGCCACGUCACUUUUCAGAAGGUCUCCUUCACAUAUCCUGGGAAUCCAGAGCACCCUGUGCUGAAGGAAGUAACCUUUGAGGUGCGUUCCGGGGAGGUGACAGCACUGGCAGGGCCCAAUGGAAGCGGGAAGAGCACGGCCGUAGCGCUGCUGGAGCGGCUGCGGGAUCCUGGGAGUGGGACAGUGCUGCUGGAUGGGAUCCCGCUGCCAGAAUAUGAACACCAGUACCUGCACCGGAAGGUGGUGCUGGUGGAGCAGGAUCCCGUCCUGUUUUCUGGAACGAUCCGUGAAAACAUCAUGCUGGGGCUGGAGCACUGCAAAGAGUCUGAGCUGCGGGCGGCCGCCACUGCUGCUGGAGCCAUGGACCUCAUCCAGGGGCUGGAGCAGGGCUGGGACACUGAGGUGGGGGAGCGUGGGGGGCGGCUGGCGGCAGGGGAGCGGCGCCGCGUGGCCCUGGCCCGGGCUCUGCUCCGGCGUCCAGCCGUCCUCAUCCUCGACGAGGCACUGGAUGACGAAGACGACGGAGCGGCACAGCGCUGGGUGUGCACUGGGCUGGCCCAGACCGUGCUGGUUGUGUCCCACCGGCCGCGGGUGCUGGACGCGGCCGAUCGCCUCGUGGUGCUGGAGCGUGGAGCCGUGAUGGAGACAGGAACACCAGCGGAGCUGCGGGAACACUGCGGGGCCUACAGCCGCCUGCUCCUUGAAGGAGGCAGCACUGGGCAGCCCGAGGCCCCCAGGAUGGGCAGCGAGAAGGGGGCUGCAUCUGUCAGGGAAUAAAGGGGAAUUAGCCCCUGUGUCCCCAUUCCCGGUGUUUGUGUCCCCAACCAGCACCUGGUGUCCGCAGUCACAGUGUCCUGUGAAUUCCUUCUCCCCACAUCCUCUGGAUCCCAACUCCCUGUGUCGCCUUGGUCCCUGUGUCCCCCAUGUCCCCACCGUGUCCCCCAGGUCCGCCCAUUUCCUGGAUGUCUGUGUCCCCUGUAUCCAAGCCCCGCCAUGUCCCCAUGAUCCCUGGUCCCCAUGUCUGCUCCUGGACAUGGGACACAGAGUGGGAAAUAAAUCCCAUGGAAUGGAUCUGGGCAUGGGCAUCAUAUCCUCAUCCCACUCCUGCUAUGCUCACUCCAAGCUCCUGGUGUCCCCAGUCCUUUACCAGUGUCCCCCUCCUUAUCCUCAGUGUCUUCAUCCCCAUUCCAAUGUCCCCUUUUGCAUUCCUGGUUCCCUGAGAGGAAGUGCUGGGCACUGGAGGAGGGAACUGUGAUUUAUUGCCCAAACCAGGGUAUUUUCAC